Messenger RNA from Phytophthora infestans T30-4, 1600 nucleotides. RefSeq lists its product as uncharacterized. The transcript is spliced from 4 exons. The record is from RefSeq and is a predicted model, not a curated record. Lineage: Eukaryota; Oomycota; Peronosporomycetes; Peronosporales; Peronosporaceae. Bases 1 to 1461 code for a protein of 486 amino acids.
AUGGAAGGAAAUCCACCAGUGAUACCAACAGACUUUCUUCAAGACCUCGAUUUGUGGCUCACACAGACCAGUGCAGCGCCUCCCACUGCAAGCAGGUAUAGCUUAGAAGCAAGCGCAGCGAAUGCCGCGAUCUCGAGUCUUGAGGCUACAGUAUUGGCGCCUCUAGCCCCAGUCACAGACACCAACAAGUUUGCCAGUUUUGUAGCAUCCUUAACCGACGACACGUUGCCCUGGGCAGCGCUAGCAGCAAAAGGCAGGCCUCCUGCUGUCUCUAAAGUGACGGGGGCAUCAGCUCUGGAGCCCUCAAACAAGAAGGGAAACCCCAAUAAAAGCACGAGCCAGAGACAGAAGGAGGAGCUCGCGUACUUACGCGAGAAGACCGAGCAACUGGAGGUCGAACUGGAGACGUUGAAGCAACAUAAUCGAGAGGAAGUGGAGCGACAACAAAGAGAGGAGGAACACAAGCAAGGACAGGAGAGCGUAGUCUCUCUAUGGGAACGGAUAGCUAAGCGACAGCGAGAAGAGAAGGCGAAGGCCGAAGUGGAGAACGUCAAGCUCCGAGAAAUGGUGCAGAGUCAGAUGCGUCUUGUCAAGAGCUUCGAGCGUUUAUUACGGAAGCGACGAAUCUGGGAGCAGCUGCAAGAAAGCAGCAACCAAAGCGGCUCACAAGACCAGAACGAAGAAGAAAUGCUCGCGUCGAUGCUUCGUGACGUGGACGCGAGAUAUCCCCGAGCAGAUUCGGUAUUAAACGAGCACGGUUUAGGCGAAUCAGACCCCGCCGUGGACGUGACGGAAGACGCCAACAUGAAAUACUCACCCGAAGACGGUAUGUAUUUCGAGUAUAAGGAGAAAAAGUACAUGCCGUUCGAGUAUAAAGUCCUCGAUGACGUCGUGUGGCGGUCGUACGGAGAGGGAAAACUCAAGCUGGAAGACAGCCAAGUGACGAUCCUUAGGAGCACGGAGAACGUCUUUUACUCGAGAACUCUCACGCCGUUAACUCGCAAAAGCGCCACCUCAAACGAUAAGCCACCAGGACACUCGCACUCCUUCUCAGUCGUGAAAAGAUUUCGAGAAGAGAGUCGCGUGGUGUAUGUUUGGAACGCGAACACCAGUGUGAUGCGUCCGGGAGAUGAGGGAUGCUCGCCUGUGCUUUUAGUGCAGAAAGGGUACGCGGUUAUGGCGUCUGCUACACUUCCGGAUGGUUCUUCGGGCUGCGCUGUGCGUAGUUAUACGAGUUCCGUACCCACGUUCCCAAGUAAACGUCCGGAAAGCGAUUCGGAACAACAACAAGAACAACAUCGGGAAGUAGGGCUCCUUACUGAAAUGGUGUUUGCAGCCUAUCAGCAGAGUCGCCAAAGUAUUAACCAGACUCUGGAGAACCUCGUGCUGGACGAAAUGAUGGCGAAAGAUGCAGCAUCGACCUCUGCACCGACAAUACCAGACACUAAUGUCAGCGUGUAAAUGAUUGUUGUGGAUGACGUCGUAGCGAGGUACACGUAUGCGUACCGGUAGUAAAUAUUUGCCUUUAUCGAAGGAGACGGGGAUAUCGUGGAUAGUACCAAUCGUGGCUUAAAAUUAAAAAAAAAUAUUUAGAAAAGCC